AUGUCCGCGCCAAACCCAACCCGCCUCGAAACAAUCCUCUCCACCCUCUUAAACGGCCGCGCAAUAACCUACUCCUCCGGCCUAUCCGCCCUCCACGCAUCCCUAACCCUCCUAAACCCACGCUCCAUCUCAGUCGGCGAAGGCUACCACGGCUGCCACGGGGUAAUAUCCCUCUUCACCCGAACAACAGGCCUCAAAAAAUUACCGCUGGACUGUGCCCCCGAAGAUCUGGAAAGGGGGGAUGUCAUUUUAUUAGAAACCCCUGUUAAUCCGAAAGGAACGGCGUUCGAUAUUCGGCAUUUUGCGAAGAAGGCGCACUCGCGUGGCGCGUUUCUCGUGGUGGAUAGCACUUUUGCUCCGCCGGGAUUGCAGGAGCCGUUUAAUUUUGGUGCGGAUUUGAUUAUGCAUUCUGGGACGAAGUAUUUCGGCGGUCAUAGUGAUUUGCUUUGUGGGGUUUUGGUGACAAAGUCCGACGGUGACGAGCAAGGGGAACGCUGGUAUAAACAACUUUUUGAAGACCGGGUCUUUUUAGGAAGUGUUAUGGGGAAUAUGGAAGCAUGGCUUGGAGUUCGGAGUCUUCGGACGUUGGAAGUUCGGGUUCAGCGGCAAUCAUCCAAUGCGCAGAAUUUGGUAACUUGGUUAGAUUCUGCAUUGCGGGCUCCGAACCCCGCUACCGGAUCGGUGGAGGAGAGUGUGCAGGCUGUUCUGGAAGAAGUCUUCCAUGGGAGUAUUCAGAAAGAUGGGGGGCAGUGGUUGGCUGAGCAAAUGCCUAAUGGAUUUGGGCCUGUUUUUGCGAUUACGAUGAGGAGUGAGAGGGCGGCGAGGUUUUUGCCGAGUAAAUUGCAUUUCUUUCAGCAUGCUACUAGUCUUGGUGGUGUUGAGACGUUGAUUGAGUGGAGGACUUUGACUGAUCGGAUGGUUGAUCGGAGGUUGUUGAGGGUUAGUGUUGGUUUGGAGAAUUGGGAGGAUUUGAGAAGGGAUUUGGAGGGGGCUUUUUGUGAGUUGGCCAAGGAGAUGAAGGAGUAG
Penicillium waksmanii is the source of this 1026-nucleotide messenger RNA. RefSeq names its product cystathionine gamma-synthase. The record is from RefSeq and is a predicted model, not a curated record. Gene Ontology annotation, cellular component: cytoplasm. Gene Ontology annotation, biological process: transsulfuration. The transcript has a single exon. NCBI's taxonomy places the organism in Eukaryota, Fungi, Ascomycota, Eurotiomycetes, Eurotiales, Aspergillaceae. Gene Ontology annotation, molecular function: pyridoxal phosphate binding; carbon-sulfur lyase activity. The coding region runs from base 1 to 1026 and encodes 341 amino acids.